AUGUUAUCGAUCCCUCGACUACAUCAACAGCAACUUCAGCUCCAACAACAACUACAACACAACUCUCCCAACUCUCAGCAGCACCAGCAGUUUCCCUACUCUCAGAACUGCCAUACCGAAUACAACUCUGUUACCUAUUCUGACCUUCCUCGAUCGACUUACGAAGACGAGAUCACUGCUUUGAGUCAACAACUUCCCACCGACCUCAUGCAGCCCGAAGCUUGGGGAGCACUUGCCCAACAGACUCACAGGUUACCUCGUGGGACUCAUCAGCGCGAGUCUUCUCUGUCAUCUCUAGGGUCUUCAACAGCUGGACCUGCCUCGCCCUUCAACCACAACACAUCGAACCCACAUAUUGCAAUCACCGACGCAAACGACCAGAGCAAUCCCUCAUAUUAUCACCUGGCCAAGUCGAUGGCUUCUUAUGCUGGAUACCAGACUUGCGGAGGCUUGGAGCAGAAUGCUAUGCCUGACAUGGCCUAUCCGAUCACUCUGUCAGGACCAAGCAGCAAGCCAAGGAUGGAUCGGACUUUGAUGCAAGCUCCUGACUUCUCUGGUGGCUCAUCACGAUCACACCCCGCCUCAGUGGCGAGUUCCAUAGCGGGUGACUCACCUGCUACUCCUACAGUUGGCGAAGCAGAUAACUCGGAGAGAAGGCGAAAAGGUUUUGCCAAUGCUCCAAAACUUGACAGAACCAUGACAGACAUUUAUGCAGACGAACUCUACAGCCCCAACUUUGCCAUCACAUCAACCCCUCCCUCGCAAACUCAGGUAUCUUUAUCACCUACAAACGAUGUCUUCAGCCAGCGACUCAACGCCGCCAACAACCAGCAUCUAAGUGCUGCUCAAUCGCCAGUCUCUAGCAACUCGCGAGAUAGGUCGCCCUUCAGAACUGGCUCGCCUCUCGCCCCUUCUCCCGCCCAUGAGUUUGGCAACCAUGGACUUCCACAGAACUUGACAUUCAACAGUGCACAGCGCAUACGCGAGCAGAAUAAGGCACAUCAAGAUGCUCAGGUCAUGCGUCAACAGAUGAGCAUGAAGCAGGAGCCUGAGACCCCGAAGACCAUUUCCCCAAAGGAUGCGAUUCUUGAGUUCAAUGAGUCUGAAGGUGACAACAAUUUCCCUCUGUUUCCUCAGAGCUCUUCGGGCUUCGAUCUGGACCAGUUCCCAAAGUCUAUGGUUAGCUCUCAGGAAUCUAUGCACGACACCCACAGCCAAAAUCACUUCAACUUCCUAUCAUCGCACGCAGCCAAUGGAAUUUCGGUGCCUCAACAAUAUCCGUUUAUUGCACACCCGCGGAUGAACCACGAGACACCACCUCGCUUGAGCUCCGCUGGAUCGAGCUCGAACGAAUCGCGGAAUGUCACCCCUGCAACCCGCCCCGGCAGCACUGCUGCUGAUGGCGGCACUUACACUUGCACAUACCACGGUUGCACAUUACGAUUUGAAACUCCAGCGCUACUUCAGAAGCACAAGCGGGAAGGCCACAGGCAGACCCAGAACCUUGGACCUUCGCAACCUCGUAAUAUGGGUAUGACAUCUGCACUGUUAAACACACAGGCGGGCCCUCAUCGUUGCGACAGGAUCAACCCGAGCACUGGCAAGCCCUGCAACACUGUCUUUUCUAGGCCAUAUGAUCUCACUCGCCACGAGGACACCAUCCACAACGCUCGGAAGCAAAAGGUGCGAUGUGAUCUUUGCACUGAGGAGAAGACAUUCAGUCGUGCGGAUGCUCUAACCAGACACUAUCGCGUAUGCCAUCCGGACGUGGAACUUCCAGGCAAGCAUCGUCGAAGAGCCGGUGCAUGA
Fusarium proliferatum ET1 is the source of this 1809-nucleotide messenger RNA. RefSeq lists its product as uncharacterized. The transcript is spliced from 2 exons. Gene Ontology annotation, biological process: regulation of transcription by RNA polymerase II. NCBI's taxonomy places the organism in Eukaryota, Fungi, Ascomycota, Sordariomycetes, Hypocreales, Nectriaceae. Gene Ontology annotation, cellular component: nucleus. The record is from RefSeq and is a predicted model, not a curated record. Bases 1 to 1809 code for a protein of 602 amino acids.